Molecule: messenger RNA, 943 nt
Organism: Triticum aestivum (bread wheat)
Lineage: Eukaryota; Viridiplantae; Streptophyta; Magnoliopsida; Poales; Poaceae
Exons: 4
Coding region: 94-690 (198 amino acids)
Cellular component (GO): chloroplast
Source: RefSeq, a predicted model, not a curated record
GUCGAGCGAGGUCCCAGCAAAAUGAUAAGCUUCAGGAGUGAAGAAAGCAUUCGAGGAUAAGAGGAGGAAGAGCCGUUGAAGGACAAAGAAGAGAUGACGAUGUCGUCACCGGCGUCCACCCACCUCCUCCGCCCCGCGCCCGCGGCGCCCCUGCUCCCUCGCCGCGCCUCCGUGCAGCUCUCCCGCGUCGCCGGCGGAGCUGCGCCAAGGAGCAGGAGACGGAGCGGCCGCCUGGCGGUGGUCCGCGCGGCCACCGCGGAGGUGGCCGAGGCCGCCGGCGCCCCCGCCUACACCACCGAGUCCCUCAUCCUAUACUUCAAGGCCGAGGGCACCAUGGAGGAGAGGGCUGUUCCCAAGAUCACCCAGGCCCUCGAGGGGAUGGAUGGCGUCACUGACCUGGAGGUGCUUAUCGAAGAAGGCAUCGGAAGUGUUGUGCCACAUUGUACCAUGAGAAGUGUACUCUGCAAGCACAAGAAAAGACUGCCUUACAAGCAGAGAGAGCAUUAUCGUCAGAUAUUAACGAAGGCGACAACAGUCCAAGCUACCGGGGUCGCCUCAAACCUGGUGGAAGCCAUCCAGGGAGUUGGUUUCAAGCUGCAAACUCUGAGCCUCAGCUUCGAGGACUUUGACAAGGCGGACGCUGCUGCUGCAGUCACAGGAGAAGGAGCAGACGUCCAAGCCAGCGAGUGAGCUUCACGGCGCCGUGCCUGCGCUGAGUGCACAAGAUGUGCUCUGAUCGUUGGGGUUCAGUCUUUCUUCAGACAUUUUUUUUCUUUGGUUGCCAUACACUUCGCUCCUAGAAUUUUUUCAAGCUGUACGUUUUACCUUCUGGCAUGACUACGUACCCUAUGGGGGCUUUUAGAAAUGCUGCAUCUUCCCAUCAUCAAAAAAAGAAGAAAAAAAAUGAAAUGCUGCGUCUUGGGAGUUUCCCGUUUCCUUCGCA